Molecule: messenger RNA, 1919 nt
Organism: Piliocolobus tephrosceles (Ugandan red Colobus)
Lineage: Eukaryota; Metazoa; Chordata; Mammalia; Primates; Cercopithecidae
Gene: BARHL1
Product: BarH like homeobox 1
Exons: 3
Coding region: 193-1176 (327 amino acids)
Biological process (GO): regulation of DNA-templated transcription
Molecular function (GO): DNA binding; DNA-binding transcription factor activity, RNA polymerase II-specific
Source: RefSeq, a predicted model, not a curated record
CUUUUGGAUCUAAUGCGCAGAGGAGGUUGGCCCAGAGCUCCCGGGCUCCCCCAAGGCUGAACUCCGUCCAAGGUGCCCGCAGGCUCCCUGCCCGCCUUCCCCAUGCCAGCCCGCAGCUAGGGGCAGGGGCAGCGGCGGCUGGGGUUGGGGGUGGGUGGGGAGCUUUUGGGGAGGACAGGUCGCAGCUUGGCUAUGGAAGGCUCCAAUGGCUUUGGGAUCGACUCCAUUCUCUCCCACCGCGCGGGCAGCCCCGCCCUUCCCAAGGGGGACCCCUUGCUUGGGGACUGCCGUUCGCCCCUGGAGCUGAGUCCACGCUCAGAGAGCAGCAGCGACUGCUCUUCGCCAGCCUCUCCAGGAAGGGACUGUCUGGAGACGGGCACCCCACGGCCUGGUGGGGCAUCCGGCCCAGGUUUGGACUCCCACCUGCAGCCCGGGCAGCUCUCAGCCCCGGCCCAGUCGCGCACCGUCACCUCCUCCUUUCUGAUCAGGGACAUCCUUGCCGACUGCAAACCACUCGCGGCCUGCGCACCCUACUCUAGCAGCGGGCAGCCGGCAGCCCCUGAGCCUGGGGGCCGCCUUGCGGCCAAGGCCGGGGAGGACUUUAGAGACAAGCUGGACAAAAGUGGCAGCAACGCCUCAUCGGACUCUGAGUAUAAAGUGAAGGAGGAGGGCGACCGCGAGAUCUCCAGCUCCAGGGACAGUCCCCCGGUGCGCCUGAAAAAGCCACGAAAGGCACGCACGGCCUUCACCGACCAUCAGCUGGCGCAGCUGGAGCGCAGCUUCGAGCGGCAGAAGUACCUGAGCGUGCAGGACCGCAUGGAACUCGCCGCCUCGCUCAACCUCACCGACACGCAGGUCAAGACCUGGUACCAGAACCGCAGGACUAAAUGGAAGCGACAGACAGCCGUCGGGUUGGAGCUGCUGGCGGAGGCAGGCAAUUACUCAGCGCUCCAGCGGAUGUUCCCGUCGCCUUAUUUCUACCCGCAGAGUCUGGUUUCCAACCUGGACCCCGGCGCGGCGCUCUACCUGUACCGCGGCCCCAGCGCGCCGCCGCCCGCUCUCCAGAGACCUCUGGUGCCCCGCAUCCUCAUCCACGGACUCCAGGGCGCCAGCGAGCCGCCCCCGCCGCUGCCUCCGCUGGCCGGCGUCCUCCCACGCGCCGCGCAGCCUCGGUGAGGCGCCCGCCCGCUCCGGGGCCUCUUCCCGGGGGCUCGAUGUGGCCCCUUCCUCCCGCCUUUCUGAGGGAGCGGGUUUGACGCCCCUUCCUGGGAGGGGGCCCUGCCCGGCCCUCCCUGGCGCCCCAGCCCAGUGUCUCCCGAAGGGCCAAAUGCCAAGUCCACUGAGGCCCGGACCCCGGACUGCGUCUCCCCAGCCCCCUCGGCGUCCUCUCUCGCGGCCGCUCGGUCCGGGAGCCACCCCCACCCGCCGGGUGUACAUACGCGUGUCUGCCCCUCCCCGCCCCCAGCCUCUGCCGGCUCCCCUAGGCGCCCCUUUCUCCCCAGGAGCGGGUGCGGCUGAUUCCCAGGCUUCACUCUCUCCCACGACCCUUCCACGCUCCAGGUGGAGAACAGCCCCUCUCCCCGCGCCUCUGCCAGGGAGAGAAGGGGAGUGCGGAGCUCCGUCUCCCUACCCCUCGAGCGCCUGGGCCAGCGGCUGAGCUGUACAUACCGUGUGCAAAGUGUAUAUGAAGUUAUUUAUUCGUGAACCAUGAGCCCGUGACCGUGUCCGUGGAUUAGUGAGUCUGUGGCCUGUGCCCUCCCCACUCCCAGGCGGGGCAGGAAGGGGCUGAGGGGGCUUGCCCACCCACCCCGACCCCAGUCCCCAGCCUCAGCCCCGGUCCGGGGGCAGCCAGGCCUCUCGGGUUCUCUCUUUUUUUAAAUGUCGAAAUAAACUUCUUACAAAUGACCAGGCGCCUGUCC